UGAAGCUAGCGCCAACUGAAAAGAAGCAGGAUGACACAUAAAAAACCAAAAACAGGGCCUCAUACGUUUCCACUUUGACCAACAUCGUGAAACAAAUCUGUGAACAGCGAAAACAAACUAUGGGAAAUUAUGAAUUGUUGCGAGUCCCUCCGUCCCUUCUUGCCUAGCGCGACAAUGGUGGCCAAAGAAUCUGGCUGCGGAGGCAGUACAUAGCAGCCACCAUGGGCCAUGGAAGAACGACCCAGCGUCGAGUCCCUGGAGGACCUCGAGCAGAGCCGAGCAAGAGAAGCAGAGGACGAUGGAGUCGAGGGUGCAGCGCGGAUGGAGGGAGGAGCUCUGGAGGUGCCGGGGACGGAGGACCCGGAGGGGGAGGCCGCUGCGCGUCCACGACCUCGAGGACCUCCAGUGCCCCCGGGGCAGGCGGGAACCCAGGCUGCGGCUGCUUCCAGGACCAAGUGCCCGUGCUCCGGCUGCAACUACGAGUGCUGUCUCCUGGCACGGCAGCACGGCCAGCCCCUGGACGUGGACGCCAUCGCCAUGGAACUGCGCCUUUUCGUCGCCAGCCAGGAGCGCAUGAUGCUGGACGUACGGCGCUACCGGGAGCAGCGCGCCGAGGCGGCGGAUCACGACGCGGGCGCCGUGCCCGGUGACAGCUCCGCGGACCCGUACCACGCCGUGGCCAGCAGCCUGGACGACCUGGCGCAGCGCGCGACCACCGAGUCCUGCGAGCACCUCGCCUACACCUUGGGCGAGCUGGUGCUCCUGCGGGCCACCCUCGGGCCCGUGGUGGACACGGUGCUCGUGUCGGGGCUGCACCGGCUGAGGGACCUGCGCCGGCGCACGGGCACCCCGCAGGGCGGCGGCAGCCCGGCGGCGGGGGGGUCCAUGUCCUCGACCGGCUCCAUCAUGCCCAUGAGCGCGCACGAGACGCAGCACAGCCACAGUGGCGGGGCUCACAGCGGCGGCCACCCCUCCAGAGCCCGCUUCGUCACCUUCCCGUCGGAGGCGGCGCCCGACAGCCGCCUGGCGGACGAGUGGCGCGCCGUGCUCGGACGUGGCCGCGACACGUCCACGCCGAGGCAGCGCCCCUACGCGUCCGAGUGCAUCAAGCCGCGGCCCACCUUCUCGUCCGAGUGCAUGGGCUCGGCGCCCUUCUCCGCCCACGCGGUGCCGGGGCCCCAGCGGGCGCACUCCGCCUCGGACGUGGCCUCUCUGGCGUCCGCGACGAGCCCCCGCGCGCUCAGCCUGCUGGAGGCGACCCGCUCCACCACCGGUUCGGCGCGCAGGUCCACGUCGGCCUCCAUCGUCCAGCGGUCCCGCUCUCGGUCGCGGAUCACCCUCGCUUCCCUGGGCGCAAUCGCGGGCGUGACGGGGGUCGGCGGCCUGGGCAGUCAGCCCUCCGUCGACUCUGGACUGGUGCAGAGUGGCACCAGCGGGGCGAGCUAUCCGCCAAGCGCGCAGAGCGGCGGCGCCGAGGGCCUGGACGACUCUGGAGACGUGCUGCGGGACGCGGCCAAGUCCCUGAGCCUGGAAGGCGACAGGUCCCGAGAUCCGUUCAGAGAGGACCGCGGGACGUGCGCCUUCUUCGGCAGCAGUCGCCGGCCCAGUGGUGACCGUGAACGCGAGUCCCGCGCUUCGGUCCCUGGACCGCCGGAGGCUGAACUCACGUUCCCCCUGGGAGAUGGCCUGGGCGACGUAGAGGGAAACGUCUGGCUGGACUCGGACCUCGCGGAAGCGAACUUGCCACUCCCCGAGCCCAUAUCUCUCGAGGACGACGACGAGGACCUGAGGGCUCUCAAGGAGGAGAUCGAGCGCAAGGCGGCACCCACUUCUGCGCCGGCCAAAGAGUUGUACACCGCGCAGGUGGCGCCGCAGAAGAGCGAGGUUCAGCUCGUGCCUGACGGGGAGGGUGCGGCCGACGCCGAGCAGCGCUGGGCCAGGCUGGAGGAGGACGAAGAGGACGAGGAGCGGGAGGGGCAGGCUGACGUGGCGCGUACCCAGAGCAUGAUGAGAGUCAGAGGGGUCUCUCCUGGUGACCAACCAGAGCCUGAGGUUCGAGACUCCGCCCCCAUCAUGUCCCCGAGGACGUCCUCCGAGGCUUUGGGUUACCGCAUGGAUGAGGUGGCGGACGAUACCGCCGUAGGGUCGGUGCUGCCCGGGUCUCCGGCGGCAGUGGACGGCGAUCAAAGGGGGAAGACCGACGCGCCACCUGCGGGGGUCGUGGGAGAAGCGGGCCAGGCCCCGGAGAGAGAGCCGGCCGGCGCAGACGACUCGGAGCGUCGGCCAGAGGCAGCCUCAACAGCGGCACUAGACGGGACUCCGGCAGCUGCGGGCGCGCGAGCGACUGUGGCCGACGAGACCGCCGACCAGCCGGCAGCUCGGAAGUCAGACACAAGCCCGACAGCUGUCCCAGCUGGGGCCCCCACAGCUGCGGGCGCGCGGACUGGAAUUGACGACUCCGGAGACGAGACAGCGCGCACAGCGGCUGCAGAGGCGACCCCCGGCGAGAGGCCUCGGACCGGCGAGUCUGCCACCGAGCGGGAGGCGGAGGCGGUCGCGAGGGCUAGGGACCGCGCCGCGGUGGCCGUCGCUUCGGGCAGCGGAGGUGUGGGCCCGACUCUGGUCAGGAUCGUGUCGAGCCCGUUCCAGAUCGCCAGGGCCCUGCUGGGACCCGCGGUGCACUUCAGGCCCCCCUCCAAGGACGCGAUACCGCGCUGCCAUCAGGCGCUGCAGCAGGCUCGAGCGCAGCCCGCCCCCUCGCCGUCGCCCUCCGGACCCUCGCUCGACUUCCUGCGCGGCGGUUUCCGCUGGCCGGACCUCGGCUUCGUGUUCGGCCGCACCAUCCACCAGGCCGCGGCCGACUCGAUCCGCGAGAUGACGGCGACGGAGGCCCAGCGCCGGCCCAAGGUCCGCGGCCGGUCGUGCUCCCGCAUCAGCGCCGUGCCCUCUGUCCCCGAGCAAAACUCGUCGAGCGAAGAAUAGACAAGAUGCACAAGGAAAGUAAGAAUGAAUGAAAGAUUCGUAAGAAAAAUAUUGUAUUCCGAAUAUUUUAUUUUGCUUUAUUGACCAGACAACGUUGGAGAGUUACAGUUAUUUAAGUUAAAGAUGUGUUUAUUUACAAACAUUUUUCUACCUAUAUUAUUUAAACUAAAUAAAGAUAGUACGCUCCAGGCGUACACCGCUUACUGAAGAAUU
Messenger RNA from Frankliniella occidentalis (western flower thrips), 3195 nucleotides. RefSeq lists its product as uncharacterized. Bases 229 to 2982 code for a protein of 917 amino acids. The transcript is spliced from 9 exons. The record is from RefSeq and is a predicted model, not a curated record. NCBI's taxonomy places the organism in Eukaryota, Metazoa, Arthropoda, Insecta, Thysanoptera, Thripidae.